Molecule: messenger RNA, 3279 nt
Organism: Exophiala aquamarina CBS 119918
Lineage: Eukaryota; Fungi; Ascomycota; Eurotiomycetes; Chaetothyriales; Herpotrichiellaceae
Exons: 1
Coding region: 1-3279 (1092 amino acids)
Biological process (GO): ascospore-type prospore membrane formation; protein localization to prospore membrane
Cellular component (GO): prospore membrane
Source: RefSeq, a predicted model, not a curated record
AUGUCGACUCCCAGAGUGAUGCCAAACCCCAGUCAGAUGAGCCCUGACAACUUCGACGCCCUUGACCCUGACUCAUACACCGCAAUUCGACUCAAGCAUGGCUCUCCCGAGCACUUGAAUAUAACCUCUCGCCGUUUCUUCAUCGGACCCAUACCAGAAGGUUGGCUGAACAGCAACCGAAAAUCUUGGUACAAACGAAGACUCGAACUGAGUACCUAUUCUUCCAGAAAAGCUACAUUCAAUGCGGCCGCCUCUAGUGGUCCACACCACAGAACCUUGACAGGGUUCGGUGGCCCCUCCACAGCUGCGCGAAUGAGCUUCAGCUUCCCACAACCAGAAGAUGUCUUUGACCAAACUUCAACUGGGGAAUCCACACCCGAUGCGGACAUAGAGGAUGAUGAGGAUGGUGAUAAUGAAGAGAUCGAGGCAAUAAAUCUAGCUCCUGUGGCGACUGCUGAUCUUGGUGCUACGGUAGAGGACAUCCGUGAGGAGGUUCAAGACGAAAGAGCGCGUAGUACAGCCCCGAGGCCCAUCCCCGGCUUUGACGGAACAAAUGACAGGAAGUUGAGGGCCAGCAAAGACACAGGCUCUCACCAGCCAGAAUCUUUCACCACAGCCCGGGAGCACAUCGUUCCGUCAUCCGACGCAGCGCCCUCUCGUCUUCCUCCACGAGACACCAACUGCCACCUGAAGCAGGAUAGCAGUGACGACCAGGGACCUUCUAACCGAGCGUCUCUGCAACCUUCAGCCCUUACUCAGGAAGAUAUAGAUUCAAAUUCGAGGACCGGGUUGUUGGUGAAUGAGCGAAAAAUACGACCCACAGAUCGAUCUCUCCAGAAACACGAUCCGUCUCCCAUCACCGAUGAAAGGCCAUAUCAGCUCGGGCGUGCUAAUACAGGCGUCAGGUUUAAAGUAACAGAAGGAGUCUACCACGGAAAGCAUCAGAUAACUAACAAAGCAGGAAGAGCGCGAGAUCGUGUUGCGAACAAAAGGCUCCGACGUAAUGUUCUCCGGGAAGGUACUAUCGUUAAGAUGGAGAGAAUGCUGACAAGGAUCGACUUCACCAUACAACAAGUGCCUGAAGACUUUGACGAAAAUGAGAGCAUCAAAUUAGAGACAAGAGUUCUAGAAAAGUGGCGAGAGUUUAUGAUUGUCGCAAGGAAAAGCAAAAGGCACGAGGCUGAUGAUUUCAGACUGCAAAUCUAUAAAACGAGAGUCAUCCCCGAAAUCGACGACGGCUCUACUCAAAAGAGGCCUUCUCACGAAAUCAAAUUGGAUCCGAAAACAGCACGGGUUAAUUUAUACUCUUCGUUGGACAAAACCGUUGUCAUCUGGCAUCCCUACAAGAAGGGUACUAGGAUUUUUGUCAUGAGACCAAGUUCAACUGCUCACUCGGUAGAAUGGUAUACUUUCCUCCGGGACGCUCUUGGUUGGCAACGACCAGCUACUUUGCAGGUCAAUGUCCCAGAUUUGGAUGUGAUAUUGAGACUCGAAAAGCCGUUCGAAGUCAUUGAACUUGCGGCGCAAGGGGCCACCAGUGAGGAAACUGCUAUUGCUCAAACAGUCGCUGCCGAACAAGCAGUUGCCGGUAAAAUAAUAUCACAGUGUAUAGAAAUGCUGGAGGGAGAUCCCGAGUGGUCUAGCGUUCUCAAGACAUGGAGUGAGACGACCAAGAUGGGUCUUGCUUGGAAAAGGUAUGAUCGACUAGAAUGGGUCUAUGGUGCAAAUGAGGACAAGAUGUACGGGUCAAUGGCCAUGCAAAAGUCUCAUGACCUCGAGCUGCGGCCAAAGCAGCAUUACCCAACAUUCGUCUACGGCAAAAAGGGCAAACACCAUGACGAGCCGCCUCCAGUUGAAGGCUUUCUAAUCCGCCUGACUUCUCAAAAAGGGGUCCAACAACGUUUUGGAAAGGCAUUCUUCAAAAGGCUAUAUUUCUCUAGUCACAACCAGUUCUUACUCUUCAAUCGACCGGCCAAAGCGACACCACCCCAUCCGCCAAGGCUAGCGACAAUCGGAGGUCCGGAUGUUCCGUCUGCUCACGAGAUCGUGGAGAAAACACCGCUGAUCUUUGACGUAGAGCCUUACAAGCUACGUGACGGUGCAAUCUCCUGGUUGUCUUCGGGGAACCCGUCAUCCCUAGCGAGCCAUGAUAGAGAGGCUGUCGAGGAAGCCAGGCGGAAUGUGGCCAAUAUCACUGACUCUGAUGGCUUCAUCGAUCUAUGCUAUGUUCGGAAGGUUCGUAAGAUGAAGUGGGGUGCUUCUGCUGCAGACGACACGUUGGAACCCGGUUCGGAUUCUGACGUGGAUUUCCAUGAGGACGUGGAUGGUACCACAGCAGAAGACGGUACAACAAGAGAAAUUGACAAUGACAGAGUCUUCGAAAUCAUGCUCGACAAUGGACUUGUCAUUCGAUUGCAGGCAUAUUCAAAGCAAACUCGUGAUGAGUGGAUUCAAAGAUUAAGAAAGCUGGUCAAAUAUUGGAAACUCCGCAUCAAAGCAGAGAUGGAUACCUUCAAAGCAGUCCGACGCGCUAAUUUAACACAACUUAACGUCGAUGAAGAGAUGGAGGCCGUCAUAGGUCAAUUUGCUAGGAAGUGGGAGGUGAGCCGAAGUGAGGCAAGCCCCGAGCUUUUCAACAUGUGUGGCAUCAGCAGUUGUCGAAGUAUCACGAUGUCAGGGUCAUUAUACCUGAAAACUCGCCGACGAUCGACGUUCCAUCGCUCUCAAGUCAUACUCAGUGGCGGUCAACUGCUCAUCUUUCAAGCAACAGCGAGAAAAAGGACAGGACAGCAAAUACGCCAUAUCCACCAACAGAAGCAACAGGUCAUAGAUCUCAAGGAUUGCUACGUCUACAGUGGUCUAGUUGUGGAGGACGAUCUCUUGUACCAAAACAAGACAUUUGAUGCAAAUCACCCGGGGAUGGCUAGCCUACCGCGCGUAUAUCUCGAGGACGGAUGGACGAGCGCCGAUGUUGAUGUGAUGACUUGCUUUGUGGUUUGGAUGAACAAACGGAAGGGCUGGUUCAGAGCUGCAGCGAAGGCAGAGACUACCACCACAGGAGGAAGCUCCACUGAUGAAGGCAAAUCCAAAGGCAGCAACUUGGCUAGGUUGAAGAGAGUUCGACAGCUUGGAGUUCCUGGUCGUGGAAUGGUCUUUAAAUGCCGAAGCCGCGCUGAACGAGACCACUGGGUCCUCAGCGUGUCCAGUGAGAUCGAGCGUCUUGUCCAGAGGGAAGAGGAGGAGUUGGGCGAGGAGGGCGAAGUCAGAUUUGAUGUGUAG